Penicillium concentricum is the source of this 549-nucleotide messenger RNA. RefSeq lists its product as uncharacterized. The record is from RefSeq and is a predicted model, not a curated record. Lineage: Eukaryota; Fungi; Ascomycota; Eurotiomycetes; Eurotiales; Aspergillaceae. The transcript has a single exon. The coding region runs from base 1 to 549 and encodes 182 amino acids.
AUGGCUUAUCGCGGACCACCCAGACAUGGACACGGACACGGACACGGCCAUAGACAUGGACAUGGACAGGGACACGGACACACUCACGGACACGGCCACAGAGACAGCGCAGCUCAAGGAUCAAUCGAUCGCACGCAUCGUGAACUCUACGUUCAAAUCUGCUAUGAGGUGGAAAACGCCGUCCAUUGGAUGAUAAUCAUGAGACAUCCAGGCGACGAGCGUUGCAUCCGCCUGCACAGCACUGGCUGCAUGGGUGAUCGUACAUAUAGUGUAGAAGACGACAUGAGAUUUGAUAGCCAUUCAGUUGCGAGCACACACUAUCUCGGUACGAUUCAUGAAGCAGACAGUUGGAUUGUUGAGAGAGAGGCCGAGAAGAUUCCACUACAGAGUUGCCAACUCUGGGCUUUUUAUCUGAUCCUUCGACUUGAGCGUAAUGGACUGAUCAAAGACGGGCAGUAUAAGCAUUUUAUGAACUGUUAUAAGCAUAGCAGGAGAGAGGAUUAUGGACCGGGAGAUGAUUUCCAUGAUUGCCCGGUUCAUAGACAUUAG